Messenger RNA from Daucus carota subsp. sativus, 911 nucleotides. RefSeq names its product kunitz trypsin inhibitor 5. NCBI's taxonomy places the organism in Eukaryota, Viridiplantae, Streptophyta, Magnoliopsida, Apiales, Apiaceae. Bases 135 to 740 code for a protein of 201 amino acids. Gene Ontology annotation, molecular function: endopeptidase inhibitor activity. The record is from RefSeq and is a predicted model, not a curated record. The transcript has a single exon.
UCUAAAACUCUUAAGUUGUUACAGGAAGACUUCAAAUAGAUCAUUGCUCUAUUUCAACACUAUCAAGUAUCAAUAUAUACCGCAGGUUCCACUGUAUAAUUAGUAGUCAUAAUACCAAAAGAAAAUCUAGCAAAAUGAAGAAAGCAACACUCCUCUUCUUGUUUUCCCUUCUAUGUGCCCUAAAUUCUGUAAAUUCGGCAACUAACAAUCCGGUGCUAGAUAUCGCAGGCAAGAAGCUGGUUACAGGCACCGGCUACUACAUACUGCCCGUGAUCCGUGGCCAAGGCGGCGGCCUUACCCUAGCUGCAACCAGGAACAAAACUUGUCCACUUGAUGUUGUCCAGGAGCUGCAUGAAGUUAAAAAUGGCCUUCCAGUGACAUUUACACCCGUAAAUGUCAAGAAAGGCGUGAUACGCGAAUCCACGGAUAUGAAUGUCAAGUUUUUGGGCGCCACGAUCUGCGUGCAAUCGACUGUCUGGAAGCUGGACAAGUACGAUGAAUCGAGGAAGAAGUAUUUCGUGACUAGUGGAGGAGUUGAAGGAAGUCCUGGUGUUAGCACAACAGGGAACUGGUUUAAGAUUGAGAAAAAUGGGGAUGAUUACAAGCUUGUGUUCUGUCCCACGGUGUGUAAGUUCUGCAAAGUUAUUUGUAAGGAUGUUGGUUAUUUUAUAGAAAAUGGGAGGAGGAUUUUGGCGCUCACAGAUGAUGAGCCGUUCAGAGUUAUGUUCAAGAAAGCCUAAAGACACCGGAGUUUCCUAACGUUUUUGAGAAGCUGAGAAUAAAACAAUGUAAUUCUCUGAAUAAUUUCACAAUAAAGUAUCAAGUUUGAUACAAGUUCUAAUGAACUUCUAUACUUCUCUCCCAUAAGAUUAUCUGAUUAUUGUUAAUUUUCAGGGAAUUCUUUUUUGGCA